This is a messenger RNA of Clupea harengus (Atlantic herring), 2651 nucleotides long. Its product is annotated as MOB kinase activator 3B. NCBI's taxonomy places the organism in Eukaryota, Metazoa, Chordata, Actinopteri, Clupeiformes, Clupeidae. The record is from RefSeq and is a predicted model, not a curated record.
CCUGAUGCAUAAUCUAAUUCAUAAACAGUUUGUAACUUCAUUGUAUAGGGUGUAGUUAGCGGCUUGCUGUCCUUCUACACUUUUUUUUAUGUUUUUUUUUUAGUUUUUCAUUCCUUUGGUCGAGAAACAUCAGGCUUUUUAUCGUCUACUCUCUAAAUCCUACUCACAUCUGAUUGGAGCCAUACUCUGAGCGUCGGAAGUGUUCCCAUUGGCUGCUGUGAUGUGAUUUGCUCGGUCCCCCGGACAGUCGCAGAUAGAUGGUAAGCGGGAGUCGAGACUGUUACAGUUCUGUAUGGGACAAGAACUCGUGGACAACGUUGUGUACAAAGAACAUGCCCUGACGCUGACCUCCAGGCUCUGACGAGAAAACGCCUAUUCCCUCCUCAGACCUCCUCACGCGUCUCCUCCGCCCUCCUCAGACCUCCUCACGCGUCUCCUCAACCCUUCCCUGGCGCCUCACAGCACUACUAUUGGCGCCAGCGUCUCCACUGAGGGGCGCCCUUCUCCUCCGAGGUCGGCCGAGAAACCCCCGCCGGUCUUCCCGCUUCGCCCCCCCUCCUGCCUGCUCCUCCUGCCCUCCCCCCUCUCCUCCUCUCCUCUAACCUCCGCCGACCUGCACGCCAGCAUGUCCAUCGCGCUCAAGCAGGUCUUCAACAAGGACCGGACCUUCCGGCCCAAGCGCAAGUUCGAGCCGGGCACCCAGCGCUUCGAGCUGCACAAGCGGGCGCAGGCCUCGCUCAACUCGGGCGUGGACCUGCGCGGCGCGGUCCAGGUGCCCCAUGGCGAGGACCUCAACGACUGGGUGGCCGUGCAUGUGGUGGACUUCUUCAACCGGAUCAACCUCAUCUAUGGCACCGUCUGCGAGUUCUGCACGGAAAAGAGCUGCCCGGUCAUGUCCGGCGGGCCCCGCUACGAGUACCGCUGGCAAGACGAGCACAAGUACAAGCGGCCCACCCCGCUGCCCGCCCCCGUCUACAUGAGCCUGCUCAUGGACUGGAUUGAGGUGCAGAUCAACAACGAGGACAUCUUCCCCACCAGCGUAGGGAUUCCCUUCCCCAAGAACUUCAUCCAGAUCUGCAAGAAGAUCCUGUGCCGGCUGUUCCGCGUCUUCGUGCACGUCUACAUCCACCACUUCGACCGCAUGAUCCAGAUGGGCGCCGAGGCCCACGUCAACACCUGCUACAAGCACUUCUACUACUUCUGCACCGAGCUCAACCUCAUAGACCGCAAAGAGCUGGAGCCACUGAAAGAGAUGACCUCACGCAUGUGUCAUUGAGCGCAGGUGGCGCACGCCACCCUAGAGACCACGCUUUGGAACCCCACCCUGUGUACGGGAGGUUGCCAUGGAGAGGGGAGGAUCACCAGCAGUGGCAGAACUGACUCUAAACCUUGAUGACAUCAUCUAGGCUCUGAGAGCCAGGAAGAAAACCUGCUGCCAGGGUUAACAAACAUAACACGCCCUGUAAACCACCACCCCUCCACACACACACACACCUUACCCCCACUCUCCUAGCCUGGGCACAGCAGGGGCAGACGUUUAAGCAAAACAGCACCACCUACUGGUGAGAUCGGCACACUACAUGUGUUACAACGAUAAUGUCCACAAGAUGGCACUCUCGUUCAACAAUUACUGUAGUUCAGCAAAUUACUCCCGAAUCAGAGUAGAGGUAGUGUCUGCCUAGUUUUGGUUCAUCUGCUUGGAAUUUCUGCUGACUGUAUUACAUCUUCAGUGCGUAACAUGUUUUUAUUUAACUUUGUCUCUUAAUUCCUGAUAUUCUUCCAAUGAUGUUGUGGACUCAUUAGUUUUUAUUUUUUAAACAAAUUGAUCUUCCUACUAGUUUUCACAAAUAUUUUAGUCCUUCUAUGUGUUUCUAAUUUCCAUGAGGUUUUUUGGAGUGGAGACUGCCAAAACAUUUUCCAGUCAAACUCAUUUUAAGUGGUUGGCCACUGCCUAUACAUUGAUAAGGGUUUUAACUAACUGACUUGUAACUUUAGUCAGGAUGUUUGGACCUGCAGUGACUUUUGGUAAUCCUCUUUUUAUCAUUAGAACGUGAGAACAAAGAACAUUCAAGUUUGACACAAUGUUACCUUCCUGGGCUACGCAGCGUUUGCAGUGCAGUGGUAUGGGUUUUGAUGGGAGAACUCGUGUGGAUGAGAAGCAGAGCAUUGAACUUUUUAGGGCGUCUCUUUUGGUCACUAAGUGAUUCUUAGUAGCAUAAGACAACCUGUACAGACAUUAUUGUGUUGUCAACCUCUGUCCAGAUCCUGUCUAUGUGGUGAACUGAACUGUAGUUUAAGUGUGUUGCUGCUUGGCACAUCAAGUUGGGUGUGAUUAUCUAAAACACAAUUCCUGAGUAUAAUUUCAGUACAGUCUUUCUGGAUGUGACCUGUUGUUUCAACAUGGUCACUCACAAAUACACACAAACAAACUGUCUCUGUCGGUCCAAAAGUGUAGCAUUCCUGAAAUGGACUAUAAUUAACAACAUUGACAUUUUGAUUUACUUUUUUUCCAUUGGUUUGUUGUUUUCUAAAACUGCAGUUUGAAUACCUCUGUUUUUCUUCAUAUGUUAAUCUCUUCUUGUAAACUAAAGAUGUUGAUGAUUUAAUGUAAAGUGUACAAUUGAAGCAAUAAAGAGUGUAUUUUGAUUCAA